AUGUCGUCCCUCGAAGAAGCCUUGGCAGAGAUCCGAAAGACCAAUGUGACUAACACGAUUCACCGCGAACCGUACCCCGCCAUCUCAUCCACGAGACCCGAACUCAGCCAAGCUGGGAGAGUCGUUCUUAUCACUGGUGGCGGCACUGGCGUUGGUUUCGCCAUCGCUCGUGCCUUUGUCCGCGCCUCAGCAGCCACCGUCAUAAUUGUCGGUCGCCGGGCCGAUGUGCUCGAAAGCGCUCGCUCGCGACUCGAGGAAGAGGUGAAAGCUUCAGGGACAAAUACUAAAAUCAUUACGAAGACGUGUGAUAUAGUCAACGUUGCGGAGGUCGAAGCGCUGUGGAAAAACCUCGGCGCGCAAGGCAUCUUCGUGGACGUAUAUGUUGCCAAUGCAGCAAAGUUCACUGAUCAGAAGCCCAUGCUGGAGCUUGGGACGGAGGAUGUUUGGUCCCAGCUCGAGACGAAUGUCAGGUCUCCGUUGCAUUUCGCUGAGAAGUUCCAUGCCCAACCAGGCAAGAAGCAGAAGUUCAUCGUCAAUGUCUCAACGGGAUCGAUCCACGCACAAGAACAUCCUGAAGUCGUGUCGCGCCCUGCAUACACACUCUCCAAGCUAUCCGGAACUCUGCUCUUCCAGCUCCUCGCCCAAGACUAUCCUCAUGAGGAUAUUCAGAUCCUCAGUUUCCACCCCGGACUCAUCUUCAAUGAGACUUGGAAGGCUUUGGGCCUCAAUCCAGACCAGGUCGACUCCGAUGAGCUUACUGGAGCAUUCGCAGUCUGGGCUGCCAGCAAGCAAGCUGCAUUUCUCCACGGUCGCUUCGUCUGGUGUUCGUGGGAUGUUGAAGAAUUGGCUACGGGCGUGAUUCGUAAGCGCAUUGAUGAGGACUUCUACUUUCUCAAGACUUCGGUUGUGGGACUCAAGUCAGGACUCAUGGCCUGA
Messenger RNA from Cucurbitaria berberidis CBS 394.84, 936 nucleotides. RefSeq names its product NAD(P)-binding protein. The record is from RefSeq and is a predicted model, not a curated record. Lineage: Eukaryota; Fungi; Ascomycota; Dothideomycetes; Pleosporales; Cucurbitariaceae. The transcript has 3 exons. Gene Ontology annotation, molecular function: oxidoreductase activity, acting on the CH-OH group of donors, NAD or NADP as acceptor. Bases 1 to 936 code for a protein of 311 amino acids.